Messenger RNA from Prorocentrum cordatum, 1144 nucleotides. NCBI's taxonomy places the organism in Eukaryota, Dinophyceae, Prorocentrales, Prorocentraceae. The record is from the annotation of a GenBank genome assembly.
GGGAGCUUAUGGGGGGACCUUGUGGGCGGGGUCCCAUGACCGCUCACCACAGGACCCCCCGCCGCCAUGGACCUCGAUUCCGUACCACGGGACUUUGUUGGCCAGGGCCUAGGCCGCAGCAUCGAUUGGCAUUUCUGUUAGAAUGUGCCUCGAGCUAUUCGCAGGGUUGACUGGCAUUCUGUAAUUCUGUCAGCGGUCUGGCUGCGGCCGCAUGGUUGAGAGUUGAUCCGCAUGUGUAGCCACCGGAACUGUGAGCGCAGUUUCUGUGAUCUGUUGGGCUUAUGCCUCUGGCUCGUCCCUGUGCCUGUCCGAAGACCGCGCAAAAGGAGUCAGGUCGUGACGCCGUGACAAUGUGGAUGCAGCGCAUCCGCCUUCCACCUCCUGCUCCCUCCUGCUCGGCAUCCUCCACCUCCUCUCCAUCUCCUGCUCCCUCCAGGCACCGUUGUCUCCAUGUGCGAGGAGAAGGCGACGGACCGUGGCAGGAUCGCCCGAGCGUCUGGCACGUCUUGUAUGGUGGUGGGGCACUCGGACGACAACCGCAAGACGCGCAUUCGCCUCCCCAGCGGCACGCGGAAGACCAUCCCGUCCACUUGCCGCGCCAUCGUGGGCAUAGUGGCCGGCGGAGGCCGCAUGGACAAGCCAGUGCUGAAGGCUGGCAACAACUUCCACAAGUACCGCGUCAAGCGCAACAGCUGGCCUAAGGUGCGCGGUUGCGCCAUGAACCCUGUGGAGCAUCCUCACGGCGGAGGGAACCACCAGCAUGUCGGGCACCCGACGACCACCAGCCGGAACGCGCCACCGGGUGCCAAGGUCGGCUUGAUCGCGGCGCGCCGCACAGGCCUGCUCAAGGGCGGCAAGGGGAAGAUGAACAAGUGAGCUGCCGAGGCUCGUUGAGGAUGAUGAGGAGGAGGAGGAGGAGGAGGAGGAGGAGACAGGCAGGCAAGCGCGCAGCGCAGCGCACGGGGAUGGCCCGCGGCCGCGCAGAAGUUCAGGACGAGGACCGCGGCCGCAGGCGGCACCACCAGAGAGGCGAUCCGGCCCCAGGAGGAAAACGGGCCCUCCGAUCGCCCCCUCCGCCCCAUGCUCGUCCCGCUUCCCAUCGCCGGCAGCACCGUCUGGCUCUCGUCUGGAGUGGGGCCGUGAU